UAAAAAUAUAUAGUAAUAUAUAGUUUUUGGCAGGUUUAUGGUGGUGCAUGAAGAAACUUCCAGGAAACAACAGUCUCCAUUCUCCAAGUUCAAUAUUACUAAAUCUCUCGUGACUAUUAUUUUUCUGUUGCGCUUGAAUCAUCCUCGUUUUCUCCACCACUGUUUGGCCCCAGUUGUAUAUAGUUCUUGAAUAAAAGGAAAGGAUUGUGUUCUGUUUAUUUGUUUUUUUUUUUGAGUUGUUGGUGGAGAGUAGGACUCUUUCAAGAUUGAAUCUUUUAUUUAUUUAUUUAUUGGGUUUUCCCUGAUUUUAUUUGGGCUAUAUUCGUUCAAGACUUCGCUUUUGAGUGUUCUCAGCUUUCGGGUUAAUUCAGGAGUGAAGAAUGGUGAUGAUGAAAUCCUUGGCUUGAUUAUUGGCGAUAGUUCUUGCAAAAACCACAGAUUUUUUCGAAGUUGUUUUAGGGUGGACUAAAUGCUGAUUUGAACUAUGAAAUUGGGGAUAUAAGUUGAAUAACAGGUGUUCAGAAAUUGGGUUUUUUAUUUUUAAAUAAAUAAGUCCAUACUGUAUUAUUAGAUCAAUUUAAUUUAGGAAGGUGAUGGAGCUCAGUCAUGUAAAUGGUGAGGGAGAGGUUACAGAAAGUGAAUUAUCUGAAAGAAAGAGUUUUAGGCAAAACCUAUUUCACGACUCACAUAACUCUGGUGUUGUGAGAAAAAAGGCCUACAUAUUUGAUGGGGAUGGGAAUUACUUCAACAAGGAAUGGGAUCUUGUUCAAGGUUCAGGCAAAGAAUUCUGUUGGUAUCAUGUGGAGCUUCCAAAAGGGAAUCAUAAACUGUCACAGUUGGCUCAGCAUCUCAUUGAUGCCCUAUCCCCGCCCCUAAAGCUCCAGGACAUACUCUCACUCGUUAGCAACGGGCCAUUUUGUGGGCACGUAGAUGGUGCUCUUGUAUUCAGAGUUAACUCGCCAGGCCCUGCAUCUAGCAAGUUUACAUUUAGGAUUGCAGCAAGAGUCACUGAGAAUUCAGUUAUAACGGUAUCAUUAGGGCGCGUUCCUAGAUUGGGCUUCUCUCCAGCAAAUCAAUCUUUGCUGUCAGAGAUUCCGAUCAUAGAAAGUUCAAGUAAUAGCAGUAAUGAACGUAGGGAUAGGGGAGGGAUUGUAAUAAGAGAACAUGUACUAGAUUUUCUGUUGACUAUGAAUCAUUCAGAGGAAGCUGAUAAUCCUGUGCCUAAGUCUGUCGCGAAUCUUGUGGUACACAUAAUCGAUACACACAUGGAUCACCUUCAGGAUGUCGUGACCAAGCUUGAGAUUGAGCUGGAUGCGGUUGAGUUAGAGCUGGACAGAGGUGGUUUUGCUAUGAAGAAGCAGAUGUUGGAUACCCGAAGAUUCCCAAAAAUGAAUCUCGACUUGCAGCGUCUAUUGCAGGUGAUUGCACACGGUGAACAAGUGUUUCCCCGAGUCAAGGAAAAGUGUUCGUCUAAAGAGUGGUUUGGCAGUGAAGAUAUCAACGCGUUAGAAGAGUUGAUUGGUCGCAUAAGGAGAUUAAAGGAGAAUGUUGGUUUUAUAGCCAACCGUGUCACUGCAAUUCAGGCUGGCCUCGACAGCUGGCAGUCGGAGCAAAUAAAUAGAAAGCUAUACUACCUCUCUUUCCUCUCCAUUAUAUUCCUGCCUCUAUCAAUCAUAACCGGAGUGUUCGGGAUGAAUGUGGGCGGAGUUCCUUGGACUGGACAACGAGACCCCGCCCUCAAGGAUGGGUUUCGUAAUGUGCUGAUGGUCUGUGCAGCCAUGCUUGUAAUUGUGCUCUUGUGCUUCCUUUUCCCGGCUUUGUACAGUCGUGCAACGGCCUGGCGAAGAAGGCAGACGAUGCAACGAAGUUGGUCCCUCAACCGGAGGUCCUUCAUUAGGAGAGCCGGUGUAGACGGAGAAAGAACAGAAAGAGGAGGAUACAUUCGACUUUAGGCUACAUGGUAAAUAUGUUCCAUCUUCUCUCUCUCGUUUGCAUUUCAUCCCACGUCUUGCUUUGGACAGAUUUGAUUGCUAAUUGACUUUUUAUAUACACACACUAAUUCUUGGUUUGCUAGGUGCACCCCAUUACUUGCAUUGAUUUUCUCUUUCGAGAGCUCGAUUUUCUUGUAUAGUUUUUUUUUUUUUUUUUAAUUGAGAUAGGAGGUGUAACAUGGUGUUUGUUUCAUUGUCUUUGGACGUUGAAUUUGACGAAACGAACAUGCGGCAGUUCAAUUGUUUUAUUUGCUAUAAUGUGUAAUUCUUUAUUUGAGAUAAGGGAAAAUAUCACUUUUAAUUUUCAA
Molecule: messenger RNA, 2299 nt
Organism: Salvia miltiorrhiza (redroot sage)
Lineage: Eukaryota; Viridiplantae; Streptophyta; Magnoliopsida; Lamiales; Lamiaceae
Exons: 5
Coding region: 594-1952 (452 amino acids)
Biological process (GO): metal ion transport; transmembrane transport
Cellular component (GO): membrane
Molecular function (GO): metal ion transmembrane transporter activity
Source: RefSeq, a predicted model, not a curated record